This is a messenger RNA of Vigna unguiculata (cowpea), 4269 nucleotides long. Its product is annotated as Pentatricopeptide repeat (PPR) superfamily protein. NCBI's taxonomy places the organism in Eukaryota, Viridiplantae, Streptophyta, Magnoliopsida, Fabales, Fabaceae. The record is from RefSeq and is a predicted model, not a curated record. Gene Ontology annotation, molecular function: protein binding.
CCAAUUAAAGUGGGAGGGAGCACCUCUCUGAUCAUGUCACUCUCUCUGCUCCGAUUCAGUCUCGAACCGAAGAGAAUCUAACCGAAGGAAGUAGCAUUUCAAUUUUCAUCCAAUGUUGGAACAACAACUACGUUGUUUUUGAAAUCCAAGCAUUGUCUUUUCCCUUCUAUGUUGUUCCACCCACGACCCUUGUCCCUCCAAACCUUGCUCAAGCGUGGCUUCACCCCCACUCCCAAACCCAUCAACCGCUUCCUCCUUUUCCUCUUCCACCUCCAAAAGUUCAACCUAAUAACCCACUUCUUCUCUCAGCUGCAAACCAACAGCACCCCCACCAACCCCCGAACCCUCUCCCUCUUCACAUGGGCACUCCUCAAAUCCCACAAAUUCGAACAAGCAGAACAAUUCAUGCACACUCACUUGAAAAUCACUCACCCCUUCAUGUGGGACACCCUCAUCCAAGGCCUCUGUGCCCAACGCCACGACCCUGAGAAAGCUCUCUCCGUUUUGCGGCGUUGUGUGAGGGACCGUGCUGUAGUACCUUCUUCUUUCACCUUUUGUUUUAUAGUUCAUGAAUUGAGCUCAAAGGGGCUGAUGGGUAUGGCCGUUGAGGUGCUGGAGUUGAUGGCUGAGGAUGGAGUCAGGUACCCUUUUGAUGAUUUUGUGUGUAGUUCCGUGAUUUCUGGGUUUUGUAGGGUUGGAAAACCGGAACUUGGGGUGGAUUUUUUUAAGAGAGUCACUGAUUUUGGUGGGUUUAGGCCCAAUGUGGUGACUUGCACGGCUCUUGUGGGGGCUCUUUGCAAGAUGGGGAGGGUUGGAGAAGUAUGUGAUUUGGUGCAGUGGAUGGAGAAGGAAGGGUUGGGAUUGGAUGUUGUUUUGUAUAGUGCUUGGGCUUGUGGGUAUGUUGAGGAGAGGAUUUUGGUUGAGGUUUUAAGGAGGAUGAGGGAAAUGGAGGAGAAGGGUAUAGACCAUGAUUGUGUAAGUUAUACUGUGCUUAUAGAUGGGUUCUCCAAGCUAGGUGAUGUGGAGAAGUCGUUUACUUUCUUGGCCAAGAUGAUAAAAGAAGGACAUAGACCUAAUAAAGUCACUUACAGUGCAAUCAUGUCUGCUUAUUGUAAGAAGGGUAAGGUGGAGGAAGCGUUUGCUGUUUUCGAAAUCAUGAAAGAAUUAGGAAUUGAAAUGGAUGAAUAUGUGUAUGUGAUUUUGAUUGAUGGGUUUGGAAGGAGAGGGGAUUUCAAUAAGGUGUUUAGUCUGUUUGAUGAAAUGGAGAGGAGCGAGAUCAGCCCUAGUGUUAUUGCAUACAAUGCUGUUAUGAAUGGUUUAUCCAAGCAUGGGAGGACAGUAGAGGCGGAUGAGUUAUCGAAAAAUGUUGCUGCAGAUGUGAUUACAUACAGCACACUUUUGCAUGGGUAUACUGAAGAAGAGAACAUUCCCGGGAUUUUGCAGACAAAGAAGCGAAUAGAAGAAGCUGGGAUAGCUAUGGAUGUUGUCAUGUGUAAUGUACUGAUCAAAGCACUGUUCAUGAUGGGGGCUUUUGAAGAUGUUUAUGCACUUUACAGAGGAAUGUCUGAAAUGGAUCUGGUUCCAAAUUCAGUGACUUACUGCACAAUGAUUGAUGGGUAUUGCAAGAUACGUAGACUUGACGAGGCACUAGAGGUAUUUGAUGAAUUUAGAAAGACUUCAAUCUUGUCACAGGCGUGCUACAAUAGUAUUAUUAAUGGCCUUUGCAAGAAUGGUAUGGCAGAAAUGGCCAUUGACGCAUUUCUUGAACUCCAUAACUCAGGUCUCGAGUUGAAUAUAGGUACAUUUAGGAUGUUAAUGAAUACAAUUUUUGAAGAAAACAAUACAAAAGAGGCUUUAGAUUUUGUUUACAGAAUGGAUGGUUUGGGACCAGACAUAUAUAGUGCAGUAUGUAAUGAUUCUAUCUUUUUAUUAUGUCGAAGAGGAUUACUUGAUGAUGCAAAUCAUAUGUACAUGAUGCUGAAAAAGAGAGGUCAACCUGUCACGGGCAAGUCUUAUUACUCAAUUUUGAGAGGGUAUCUUAGUAAUGGGAACAGGGAGAAAAUUCUGCCCCUUUUGAAUAGCUUCCUGAAAGAAUAUGGUCUAGUUGAACCAAUGGUACAAAGUAUACUUGCAUGCUACCUCUGUCUGAAAGAUGUCAACCGUGCCCUUCAAUAUCUUGGAAAAAUGGUGGAUAACUCUGUUGCCGACAUUUUCCCUGCCUCUAUUCUUAAGAUUCUCAUAAAGGAGGGUAGAUCUUUAGAUGCAUAUAAGCUUGUCACAGAGACUCAAGAUAAUUUACCAGUCACAUAUGUUGAUUAUGCCAUUGUUAUUGAUGGUUUGUGCAAGGGUGGAUAUCUCAAUAAAGCAUUGGAUCUCUGUGCCUUUCUUGAAAGGAAGGGGAUGAAUUUGAACAUAGUCAUAUAUAAUUCAAUCAUAAAUGGAUUGUGCCAUGAGGGAUGUCUUAUUGAGGCAUUUCGGCUGUUGGAUUCGUUAGAGAAACUUAAUUUGGUACCCUCUGAAAUAACUUACGCUACAGUAGUUUAUGCUCUAUGUAGAGAGGGGUUUUUGAUAGAUGCAGAGCAUAUUUUCAGGAAAAUGGUCCUCAAGGGCUUUCAGCCUAAAGUACAAGUUUACAACUCAUUACUUGAUGGAUUUUCUAAGCUUGGACGAUUAGAAAAGGCAUUUGAGCUUCUUAUUGAUAUGGAGACAAAAUAUAUCGAGCCUGACAGUUUGACGAUAAGUGCUGCAAUUAAUUGCUAUUGCCAAAAGGGUGACAUGCAAGGAGCCCUUGAAUUUUACUAUAAGUUCAAGAUUAAAUCUGUAUCACCUGAUUUUUUUGGCUUCUUAUAUUUGAUAAGAGGUCUUUGUUCCAAGGGAAGGAUGGAAGAAGCCAGGAGUGUCUUGAGAGAAAUGCUCCAAUCCAAGCAUGUGGCAGAAUUGAUAAACAUAGUCAACAAGGAGGUUGAUAGUGAGUCAAUAAGUGAUUUCCUUGCCACUUUGUGUGAGCAAGGAAGGGUUCAAGAAGCUGUUACAGUUCUCAAUGAAAUUGCCUGUAUACUCUUUCCUGUUCAAAAGUUGUCCACUUAUAAACGACAAAAGAUUUAUGAAUGGAAGGAUUUUGGUUCAAAAUGCUCAAGCAUUCUACCUUCCUCUUGCAGAAGUGGUUGGAAUCUUGGAUCUUAUGAUGACAAAGAUGUAAAUAAUCUUGCAACAAAUAAUAAUGAUUGUAUGACAAGAUCCCAGAUACAUGGUUUUGACUUCUAUUAUUCUAGAAUUGCUGCACUUUGUGCCAAAGGGGAACUUCAGAAAGCAAAUCAAUCAGCGAAAGAAAUGCUUUCUGAUCUGACAGAGUCCAUGAACUGAACGUGUGGGGUAAAUAAGGAGAAUUCUUUUAGUGCUUGAACUGCUCCCCGUGUGCUGCUGGCAAAGAGAGCACACGGAUGACACCUACAGGACUGGAUGAAUGCUGGAUCCUUUUUGAAAAGGCAGUUAUGUAACAUGGUUGAUGAACUACUGUCUGUCCUUGCUCCUGUUCGGCACUGUCACCCAUAAAGUGAUUACCAAGGAACCUGCUGGACUCAACACUGAGCCAAUAUAGAAAUGCUCAUGGUAUACACGUCGGAUGGCUGCUAACACAAUACUCAGAAUACAAGAGCUGUAAUAAUGUUGUUGUAAUUCUUGAAGAAAGGGGAUAAACUGCAUGCUAAUUUCUGCUUUAAGCCUGGAUCGACCAAAGUCUUACUCCCUCUCUUUGUGGCUAUUGAAUGUAAGUGUUUUUCUUUCUGUUCAUGUUAUAAUAAAUAAGCAUAUUGAGUUGGAUUAUUGUUCUUUGAUUUUCUGCCUUUCUUCCCCUCUUUCAACUGAAUGAUGCUUGAUUUGUAGACAUUAAAUUUUACUUUAUUCUCUCUGGCCUUAUAGAUCUUGAGUGUUUUUUCUAUUAAGGUUAAGUAUUUCUCAGCCAGUUGCAUGUAAUUGCAAACUGGCUGUGUCUUGAGCCUUUGACAGAGAUGGCUGGACUGUGGAGACAACUGGAGUUAGACGUUGAAAAAUGCCUAUCUGGAAGAAUGAUUGUGUAAUGUCACCAAAAAUAGAACUAUAACAUUAUUGGAAGGUUUGAAUUUUUCUUUUGUUGGUGGUUGAAAAUUAAUAUUAUGUAAGAACAAUUAUGAUGUAUUCAUAGAUAGUUCAAAUUUACUUCUGUCAGUCCAGUCACCUACCUAAACUACUUACAUUAUUCAUUUAUGGCUUAAAUAAGGUUUAUAGUUUUAA